GCCCUUAUAAUUAAGGUCACCUGCCGCCCCUCUGAAGUCAGCUCGCCGUCGCCGUUGACGGCGCCGCGGCUGCCCUCACUCGGUCGGAUGCGCAGCCAUUACUCGAUACCGACGCGUCGCUGUGCCUUCAGCGGCGCGUCGAUUUCUUUCCAUGGAGGACAAGGCGCCUCAAUACGGAAGCGGUGUGUUCCGGUCGCCGCAGCCGCCGCCUCGCAAUUCCCAUCGGCUUCAACGUCGUCGCAAGACCCGGCAGAUGUCCCAGAGCUAGUGUCCUGGGUGCAUCAACGCAACGGAUUGGUUCAUGGAGCGACUUUGGCGAACCUCGCUGGACGUGACGGCGCCGCAGGAUGGGGCCUGAAGGCAUCGCAAGAUGUAGAGAAGGGACAUCGCCUUAUUCUCCUGCCUCCUUCACUCCAUCUGACCUAUGGUCCGCAAGAUGAUCCGCGGCUUCUAUCGCUCAUCGACAAGGUUCCUAAGGAUCUUCGAGGCGCCAAGCUUGCUUUACAACUCCUUGCACAACGCGUUCGUGGUUCGGACUCUCCCUUCGCCGAGUACAUCGCUCAUCUUCCCAAGGGCGUCUCCGGCAUCCCAAUGUUCUUCAGCAAGCGAGCCAUCCAGCUCAUCGACUAUCCUCCUGUUUCUGAACAAGUAAAGAAGCGCUGCAAAUGGCUUUACGACUUCAGCCAGCAGGUCUUGUCGAAAUUGCCGGGCACGCCUGAGGACCCUUUUGGUGGCGUGCCUAUUGACAUUAACGCGUUAGGUUGGGCGAUGGCCUGCGUCACCUCCCGCGCCUUCCGCACCCGCGGUCCUGCACAACCGUCAGCCAUGCUCCCACUCAUCGACAUGGCGAACCACUCCUUCGAGCCAAACGCUGAGGUGCUUCCUAUCAGUGGCGGGGCUCUCGGCCUCUUUGCUAAACGCAAGAUCGCUGCUAUGGAGCCGCUGCUGCUCUCGUACGGCAACCUCGGCAACGACUUUCUCUUCAUGGAUUAUGGAUUCAUCGUGCCGGACAAUCCGUACGACUCGGUGCAGCUACGGUUCGACAUCGGGCUGCUGCAGGCCGGUUGCGUGAUCACCAACGUCACCGACUCCCAAGGCGCUCCCCUGGACCUCUCCCCCACACCCUGGCGGCUUGCGGCUCUCUCCGAGUUGCGUCUCCACGGCCCCGACGCCAACCUCGAGCUCACCUUGGGUGCUCAACAACGACGUACCAACAACAACCCUGCCAGUGCCGGUGUCGCUAGCGAUGAUUUCACCAAGAAGGGGGAGCAGCAACAUACGGAGGAGUUGCUUGAUGGUCGGCUGCUGGCUGCAGCACGCAUCAUGGUGGCAAAGCACGAGGGCGAGGUGGCGGGUCGCAGUGCGGAUCGGUUGUGUGCGGUGGAUAAGCCGCUGAGUCGGGAGAACGAGCUGGCUGCGUUGCGUGUUGUGGCGGGUGUGGUAGCGGUGGCCUUGUCGAAUUUUGGUACGACAUUGGAUCAAGAUUUGGCGUUGUUGGAUGGCCGGGUGCCAGAGGUUGCUGAUGCGGAAGGCGCAAGCGCUGAGUCGUUGACUGGGCAGCAGGGGUUGCUUGAGCCGUUGACGAGUGAGGAUGAGGUGCUUGCGGUUCGCUUCC
Messenger RNA from Astrephomene gubernaculifera, 1615 nucleotides. The record is from the annotation of a GenBank genome assembly. NCBI's taxonomy places the organism in Eukaryota, Viridiplantae, Chlorophyta, Chlorophyceae, Chlamydomonadales, Astrephomenaceae.